AUAAUAAUAAAAGAACAUUCAACAUAGGCUGUGCAGUGUGCACAUACAGCUGAUUAUUGUUUUGGUUGAUAUUUGAUGAAAUCUCUAAUUACUAUAAAAGGUAUGGUUAUGUGUCGUAGUUUGUAAAACAAUUAACAAAGCUUUGUUAAAUAAACUAUAACUAAACAAACAAGGGGUUUUAGUAAACGUAAGUUAUUUUUAAAAUUAGGAAAAUAAAAUGAGAAAACCCUUCUCUAUGUUUGCAAGAAAUUUAUCACACAUUUGUAAAUUAAAACCCUACAAGGAAACUAAAUGGCUAAUGCCUAACGGGAACCCCAUUGGUGUGUUUGUUUAUAAUUGUGUAGCUGAACAAAAAGUUCCCAUAAUCUUAAAUGACCCUAAAAUUGCUACAUGGUAUUCCUGUGGCCCAACAGUGUAUGAUUCUGCACAUAUUGGUCAUGCUUGCUGCUAUGUAAAGCUAGAUGUCAUACAAAGAAUACUCAAGAAUUUCUUUAACAUUAAGCUUGUCACUGCAAUGGGCAUCACUGACAUUGAUGAUAAGAUAAUAAAAAAGGCCAAAGAAACAAAUAUGCAUUACAGUUCUGUUGCUAAACAAUAUGAACAUGAAUUCUGGAUAGAUAUGACCAGUUUAAAUAUUGAAAAACCAAUGAUUAUAUCACGUGUAUCUGAUCAUAUGAUGACUAUAGAAAAAUUUAUAAAAACUCUUCUUGAUUUAAAGCAGGCAUAUAUUACUAGUGAUGGAUCUGUUUAUUUUGAUACAUCAAAAUUUCCAUUAUAUGGGAAAUUACAACAAACACACAUUUUGGGUGAUCCAACUAAUGAAUUAAAAAAGAAUAAGAUGGAUUUUGCUGUCUGGAAAGGGUUUAAACCAAGUGAACCAAGUUGGAGAACAUCUUGGGGUGAAGGAAGACCAGGUUGGCAUAUUGAGUGUUCUGCUAUGGUCAGUAAGAUAUUUGGCUCUCAGUUGGAUUUCCAUGCAGGUGGAAUUGAUCUAAAAUUUCCACACCAUGAGAAUGAAGAAGCCCAAUCUUGUGCUUUUCAUAGCACUAAACAAUGGGCAAACUAUUGGAUCCACAUAGGGCAUAUGAACAUGAAAGAGACAAAAAUGUCAAAAUCACUUCAAAAUACUAUAUCAGUCCCACAUUUAUUAGAAAACUACAGUGCUGAUACUUUCAGAAUGGCUUGCCUCUUGUCAAAUUAUAAACAUCCAAUGGAAUAUAGUGAUGAAAUGAUGGACAUGGCCCAAGAUGUUCUUAAUAAAAUAAAAUUCUUUUUAAAAGAUGUUUCCUUUUAUGUCAACUCUAGUGAUUCAACAGGGUUGUAUAAUAUUAAAUUAAUGAAAAACUUGCAAGAUGUUGAAGAGAAAAAUUUAAUAGCACUCCAAAAUGACUUUGAUACACCUACAUGCAUUCAUUCUAUGCUGAGUUUAAUGGGAAAUGCGCACACAGUCAUGAAAAUGGAUACAACCAACUUCUUUCCUAUUCCUAUAGUUUUAAUAGCUGAGUAUGUACUUGAUAUGUUGUCAAAAUUUGGGCUUGAAUUGAAAGACACUUCUAGUAAAAUAAUCUCAGAUUCUUUAAUUGAUACCUUAGUAGAAUUUAGACAUACUGUAAGGUCAUGUGCAUUAAAAACAGAAGAUAAAGAAUUAUUGGCGGCAUGUGAUUUAGUUAGAGAUAAUAUGAAAGCAGCCAAUGUGCAAAUAAAUGAUAGUAAAACAUCAUCUUGGGUGAGAAUUAAGUAAUAUGUGUUACAUACAGUUUUACAUAAUUUAUUGAUUUCUUGGAAUUCAUUUUGCAAUAGCUUAUAAUAAUACUAAGGGGAAAAGUUUCUUAUGUCAUGUUUUUUAUAAAAAAAUGCUACUCAGUGAAAUUACGUAUUAUGAAUAUAAAUUUGGACUGGAAAUAAAUAAAUCAUUAUUAUAAAUACUAA
Pieris napi is the source of this 1929-nucleotide messenger RNA. RefSeq names its product probable cysteine--tRNA ligase, mitochondrial (gene CysRS-m). The coding region runs from base 218 to 1741 and encodes 507 amino acids. The record is from RefSeq and is a predicted model, not a curated record. Gene Ontology annotation, cellular component: cytoplasm. NCBI's taxonomy places the organism in Eukaryota, Metazoa, Arthropoda, Insecta, Lepidoptera, Pieridae. The transcript has a single exon. Gene Ontology annotation, biological process: cysteinyl-tRNA aminoacylation. Gene Ontology annotation, molecular function: cysteine-tRNA ligase activity; ATP binding.